Ectocarpus sp. CCAP 1310/34 is the source of this 1386-nucleotide messenger RNA. NCBI's taxonomy places the organism in Eukaryota, Phaeophyceae, Ectocarpales, Ectocarpaceae. The record is from the annotation of a GenBank genome assembly.
AUGCACACACACGAAGCGCUUUCUGUUUUCAGCCGCACUGGGACUGGCGUCUUGUCAUUCACUGGUCGCUCGGUUUACGCGGUCGAUGCCAACAACAAACCAUGCGCACACAAACGCACACAGGUAGUGCGAUGCGGACCAGACGAUGCCUUUCCGGCCGCCCUCAGACCUCGCUCGUCCGAUGAGGACAAGAGCAAAGAGGAGUCUGAAGCGGCACGCGAUUCGCCGCCAUCGAAGGCGACUAAGGAGCCUGUCGCCCCCGCCGCCACCGCUGGGGGGGGUGGAGGCCGCGGGGUAGAGGAGGAGGACCUCAAGUGGGCCGCCGCACCUCCGAUGGAAGUGGCGCUGUUGAAACAAACGGAGCGGGACGCGGCGGCGUCCGGCCUGUACUACCCUCUCAGCCUCGAGCCAAAGGCGACCAAAACCGACCCCCCCACAACUACAGCAGCGGUACCAUCGCGGCCCACCGCCACUUCGCCGGGAACGAAUGGGACGGCCAACUCCCCCCCUGCCGUCGCAACAGGGCUGACAGUCAACACCACCGGCGGCGGCGGCGAUGCUGCUGCGCCGGGAGGGGGCGCCGCGGCGGCGGCGGCGGCGGCUGGGGGUGCGUCUGCUAUCCCCACCGGGAGCGCGGCGGCGGCGGCGGCGAGGGCGCGCGCGAGCAGGGUGGCGGCGGCGGCGGAGGUGACGGAGGCCACGGCGAGGCGGCACGGGGGGCUGCGGCAAAAGCAGGUGAGCUUACCGCUGAAGCCGCCGCCGCAGCCGGACCCUUCAGAGAACUGGCCCUACCUCAGGCUUGCCCUCCGACCACUAGACUCCGCACAGCUCAAGGACACCCUAUCCACGCCGGAAGGCGGGGCGAGGCCCUUUCUAGCAAACCCCCUGUCUCCGCACGUCGUGAUGGUAACGUUCUUCAACGCGGUCGACACGCUGUGCUGCUUGAAACCUACCCGGGACGGAAUGCAGGUGGCUGCCGGGUUCACGGACCGAAUGGUCCGCGCCUGGCGCACGGCCCCGAACGCUCCCCACCCCCCGACAGCAGACGAAACGGCUGCGGUUCCAGCAAGAACGACGACAGGCAGCAGCAGCAGCAGCAGCGGCGGCGGCGGCGGCGGCAACACCGCAGUCGACAGCAACCCUUCGCCGGGGGAGAGAAACGGCGCCGCUGCCGGAGGCGGAAGCGGGCAGCAGCAGCAGGACUCCGGUUUGUCCGACACGGUCAGGCUUGUGGGGCACUCUCAGCCUGUCUACGGGGUUUCCUGGUCCCCCGACGGGCGUUUCUUGCUGUCUGCGGGGGGGGACGGGGGCGUGCGGCUGUGGGAUAUUGCGAGGGGCAGGGUGGGGAGCUCCGCGGGAUACGUUCGCUACGACGGGCACUGGUGA